Protopolystoma xenopodis is the source of this 684-nucleotide messenger RNA. The record is from the annotation of a GenBank genome assembly. NCBI's taxonomy places the organism in Eukaryota, Metazoa, Platyhelminthes, Monogenea, Polystomatidea, Polystomatidae.
AUGCAGAUACAGUCUCUCCUGGUACGGCCGGAAGACGGUGUAAAUGCUCAGCAGUUUGGCGCCGGCCAGUUCCGCGCAACACAUCACUCGUCCCCGUCUUCGUUCGAGGUUAGUCCGCUGGAGAGGCGUAGCAAACUGGACUGGGCCAGUCGAGAGGCGUUCGCUCUCAGGUUUCGCGAAUCCUUGCCGAUGACUGACCACGACGGGGGCCACGGCCUGGCUGGACGUCUUGCUGAGGAGACUGCUUUUGCACAUGUUCGCUUUUCGGAACGUGGCCUCCGCGACUGGGGCAAACCUUCUGAUACAAGACUCGAUCAGCAGACCUCGAGGCUCAUUCAGUCCCGGGAGUCAAUGGCGCGUCGCCAGCUUGCCUCGGCUCUGAGCGAAGAAGCCAUGCUCCGUGUUGAGCGCAUGCGACAAGCGGCCGCUUCCGGCCGUCACUCGGACCUCUCUGUACCCCACCUGAUCCCGAAGGAGAGGGGAGAGGCAGUCGGUGCUGAUUGGCUUUCGAGCCUAUCCAUUGAUCAACGUCUGGUCGGGUCAUGCUCGAAUUCACUGACAGUACAGGUCUUUUCAUUUCCAAGCUGCUGUCAUUUUAUCUUCUCAUGUCUACAUAUUUCUCUCGUUUCUAAUUCUUUUCCCAUAUACUUAUUUAUUUCUCUCUCGUUUAUCUCGAUCUCUUAA